AUGUCAGUAAAAUCAACAUUUUUAAUUUUCUUCAUUUCGUCUCUUGCAAAAGUAUAUUUAUGUGCAUGGCCAGCCGAUCAUUUGUUAAGUGCAAGCACUGAUAUUGCACAUGCUGUAUAUGAUUCGAUAUGGUAUAAGGAGAAAGUUGAUUUCCAAAAAAAUUUUUUACAUACUCUAUUGCGUGCGCAACAACCUAUAGCUGUAAACGUACCUUGCAUGCUACCAACUGUUUCAUUACAUUAUUAUGCCUCAUAUGUUUCAACUGCCUUCUCUUAUCUGACUACUUUUCGAAUUAUACUUGAAGAAAGAGAUGAAGAUUAACGAAUUGGUGCUAAUACGGUGAGACUACAUUUAUUCGAAUUGUAUAAAUAUUUUGUGUAAUAAUUGUAUAUUUAUUAAGUUUAA
Acromyrmex echinatior (Panamanian leafcutter ant) is the source of this 405-nucleotide messenger RNA. RefSeq names its product odorant receptor 85f. The record is from RefSeq and is a predicted model, not a curated record. Gene Ontology annotation, molecular function: odorant binding; olfactory receptor activity. Gene Ontology annotation, cellular component: plasma membrane. Gene Ontology annotation, biological process: sensory perception of smell; detection of chemical stimulus involved in sensory perception of smell. Lineage: Eukaryota; Metazoa; Arthropoda; Insecta; Hymenoptera; Formicidae.